Oreochromis aureus is the source of this 1862-nucleotide messenger RNA. RefSeq names its product LIM homeobox 6b (gene lhx6b). NCBI's taxonomy places the organism in Eukaryota, Metazoa, Chordata, Actinopteri, Cichliformes, Cichlidae. Gene Ontology annotation, biological process: regulation of transcription by RNA polymerase II; forebrain neuron development; neuron differentiation. The transcript has 9 exons. The coding region runs from base 323 to 1252 and encodes 309 amino acids. Gene Ontology annotation, molecular function: RNA polymerase II transcription regulatory region sequence-specific DNA binding; DNA-binding transcription factor activity, RNA polymerase II-specific. The record is from RefSeq and is a predicted model, not a curated record. Gene Ontology annotation, cellular component: nucleus.
CACUGGUUUGUCCUGCAGAGUGAAUGAAGUUGGAUUAUUAUUAUUAUUUUUGUGUUGAAUGCAGAAAAACAGAAGGAAGCCCUUGGGAGAACAAAAAAAACAUGGUCCCCGGAAUUAUUUGGAUAUUUUACCUGUGAUGUUUUGGAAAAACUUUCAUCGGACGAUGUUUUCUCUGCUUUUGGGAGGUUUUCUAUGGUUUAAAUGCAGGAGAAACUGUUAUUCCUUGUUUUGGACCGGAUAUAGUGUGGGUUGGGGCAGAGAUGCGUAAUGCGCAGAGCAAGCUCCAUCUCUUCUCCAAAUAGGCAGCCUUCAAGAUCCGAAAAUGUCUAAAUCGGAGGUGAAGAAGGAGUCCGGGGAGUCUAGCCCGUCGGAGGCCGCCUGCCUCUGCCCUCCUCCGGCGGCAAAGAACCAGUGCGCGAGCUGCGGCAUGGAGAUCCACGACCGCUACCUACUGAAGGUCAACAACCUGAACUGGCACCUGGGCUGUCUGGAGUGUUCAGUGUGCAGAGCGUCUCUGCGCCAACACAGCAGCUGCUACGUUAAAAACAAAGAAAUCUACUGCAAGCUCGAUUAUUUCAGUAGGUUCGGCACUAAGUGCGCCCAGUGUGGCCGACAGGUGUACGCCAGUGACUGGGUGCGACGGGCUCGGGGCAGCGUGUACCACCUGGCCUGUUUCGCCUGUUUCUCCUGCAAGAGGCAGCUGUCGACCGGGGAGGAGUUCGGCCUGGUGGAGGGCAGGGUGCUCUGCCGCAGCCACUACGACAUCAUGCUGGACAAUCUACGCAGAGCUGCAGAGAACGGUACAGGACUGACUCUGGAAGGAGCGCUACCUUCUGAUCAGGACUGCCAACCAAAACCAGCCAAGAGGGCACGGACAUCUUUCACUGCAGAGCAGCUGCAGGUGAUGCAGACUCAGUUUGCCCAGGACAACAACCCUGAUGCUCAGACGCUGCAGAAACUGGCAGAAAUGACGGGACUGAGCAGGCGAGUCAUACAGGUUUGGUUUCAGAACUGCCGGGCGCGACACAAAAAGCAGCCGCCUCAGAGCAGCUUCUCUCAAAGCGCCCCGCUGUCCAGGAUGCCCCCGUCACUGCCAGAAGAUAUCCACUAUUCACCGUUCAGCAGCCCAGACCGACCACACCUGCUGGCCCUGCAUGGAUACCUGGACACUCAUCCCUUCUCUGUCCUCGCUGCUCCGGGCCACUUGACCCACCCGUCCAUCUCUUUACCACAACUUCCCAUCAGCCGCUGACUUGCUGUGUCUACUUUUCCACCGUCGACACUCUGAUGAUGUUGUGGAGGGAAAAAAAAUCCUUCGGGACGCCCUGUCAGCAAUUUGCUCCGUUUGGAAGUCAAGUCCUCGGGUGACGGCAGGACCGCGCUUUCUAAUCAGUCGGGUUUUUCAUUGUGAGACUGCUGAGUAAACUGUGGUGAAGCCUUCAGGCUAACACAGGAGUUACUUUUUAAUUUUGCCUUGUUUUUUUUUUAUAAUGCAGAAGACCACUUUUAUUUUAUUUUCCUUUUUUUUUUUUCCACGGGACACGAAACAUUGCAUCGGAAUUGGUUUUCACUUUCAUACAAGAUAUUUUAAUUGCUCCAACAUGAUCUUAAAGAACAGAAGAAAAGAGGAGUGGUUGUAGCAGUGUUACAGUAAAACCUCAGCAUUUUUCUUUUUUACAUUUUGUACUGGUGAUGAGCACAUUUGCAGCUUUAUUGUUGUUUGUUGUUGUAUUGUUGUCAGAAAAUGGAAACUCUUAUUUAUUCAGAGCAAAACUUCACUUUUAAAAACGCACUUUUGAAUGUGUCUUGAAAUGGAAAAAUUCAGUUACUGUACAUUGUAAAUACGGCCAUGGUUUAAUAAA